Messenger RNA from Dermacentor silvarum, 4331 nucleotides. RefSeq names its product Down syndrome cell adhesion molecule-like protein 1 homolog. Gene Ontology annotation, cellular component: neuron projection. Bases 383 to 2182 code for a protein of 599 amino acids. The transcript is spliced from 13 exons. Lineage: Eukaryota; Metazoa; Arthropoda; Arachnida; Ixodida; Ixodidae. The record is from RefSeq and is a predicted model, not a curated record.
AGGAGUCACUCACGCACGCCGGUCGCGCGGGUUGUCGUCGCCGCGGCCGCAACACGCUGUGCAGCUUUUCGCAUUUUUUACGUCUGCUAUUCUGUCAUGGGACUGCUCCUCCUUGUUGCACGUGAUUCGAGUGACGCGGCUGCAAAACUAACAACGUGUACCGGCGGUGAAUAUCUCGGUCCUUGACGAAAUCCGGACGCACUACGGUCCCACUCGCUGCGUCGUGAGAUACAAACUUGGCAACUUCCACUGCUUGCCGAAAUUCUGUUCCUUCUCUUUUUUUUUCCUGAACGCUCACGGUUAUCCAUAUUCCGGUUUCCGCUCACUCUUCGUCGCCGAGCCAACGUUCCGGGUGUGUUCUGUCUCCAGGAGAGUCACCGUGAUGAGUCCUCUAGUCGGCUGGUGGCCCAAGGUCUUUUGCCUGCUUCCUUGCUUAACUGAAAUAUUCAGCACUUCGCAGCCCAUGUUCCUGUCUCCGAUACCAACAAUCCAGGCUGCGGAGGGCGACGACAUCGUAUUGACGUGCCUCGUUGAGAAUCUUGGAUCCCACAAGGUGUCUUGGUACCGGGCUGGGUCCGGCGAGCUUCUCACCUUCGACACCCGCAUGCUGACGUCGGACGCGCGGGUUCACUCCGACCACAGCCGGCCCAGCUCGUGGCAGCUGCGAGUGUCCCGCGUGAAGGUCUCGGACGCCGGCCUGUACGCGUGCGUGGUCGACUCCACGCCCAGGCUGUCGCAACUCGGCGCUCUCGAAGUGCAUCCCCUCGUCGAAGACAAACGGCACAGUGCGGUUCCAUUUUCCAAUGCUGCUUCGUGGUCAAGUUCUCCUGCCACGAGACAACUUCACCGGGGACGACGAAAGUCGAAAAGGAGAAAACAUCGCUUCGUGCAAGAGCAACAAGAAAAGAAAGAUGAACUGAUCAGCAAGGACGAACCGUACUUCCCUGAGCCAAUACCGAGCCUCACAGUUGCGGCUGGCCGGAAUGCUGCGCUCAAGUGUGUCGUAGAAAAUUUGGGCAACCACACGGUGGCGUGGCUGAACGUGGACAAGCAGACACUGCUGGCCCUGCACACGCACGUGAUCGUGCAGAACGAGCGCAUCCGAGUGAGCCACGCGGGCCAUCGCGUCUGGCAGCUGGAGAUCCGCGACGUGCGACCCGACGACACCGGCUACUACAUGUGCCAAGUGAACACGCGCCCCAUGAAGAACCAGGUCGGGUACCUCAACGUGGUCGUGGCGCCUUAUUUCGUGGAUUCCUUUGGACCCCGGAACUUGACAGCACGUGAGAACAGUAACGUGAGUUUCCGCUGCGAGGCGAGCGGCAACCCCGAACCCAAGGUCUCCUGGCGGAGAGAAGACGCGCAGCCAUUUCGCGUCGCCGACCAGAAAGUGACAGUCUACAGAGGACAGGAGCUGUUCUUCAAGAGGGUCUCCCGUUCUCACAUGGGCGCUUACCUCUGCCUCGCAUCCAACGGAGUGCCGCCAUCCAUAAGUCGACGCAUAUUCCUCGAAGUCACCUUCACACCUAUGAUCUGGGUGCCCAACCAAUUCGUGGGCGCACCCCUGGGUUCAAACGUGGUCCUGGAAUGCCAUACGGAAGCCCAUCCGCCUUCAGAAAACUUCUGGUUCCGUAGCUCUAAUCGCCUAGACACCGCAGUCACUAACAUCACGUUGGCCACAUCAAACGACUCGCGGACCAAGCAGAAGAAGUCCAAAAGGCACGAGGCUUACAUCACACGGACAGGUUUGAAGGUAUACAUGAAGUUGUCCAUCAAAAACCUGCGGAGAGAAGACUACGGCACUUACCACUGUAUGGCACAAAACGCUCUUGAUAAAACAGAAGGCAAGAUACAGCUUCACGAAAUCGAGGCACCGCUGGGGAAAACGGAGCCAUCGACCGAAAUUUCGACGACUACGUCUUCGUCAGGAAAAAGUCAAGGUGGCGCUGACUGGCCUCACCGGAAGCCGACAAGCAACACCGUGACAGGAGCCAAGAACCCUGACAAAACAAAUGGCCGAUGGGCUGUCCAGCACUUUCAAGACGGCAUUCACAACAAGGAGUCUUCCAAAGGACAAAAAGGCGGGCGUUCCCAAACCUCCGCCGGAUCUGCGUCGUCAGCCAGUGUGGGUAUUUUGGCUGUGCAUCUGUGGCUUCUGCGGAUAUGGUCGUCCCAAGGCUAAGUCGACACGUACCCUGGACAUUACCCGCCUUUGCUUGCGUGACAACUCAGGAAACGUGAUGCAUCAAGCUGUUCUUGCCAAAGAUGCCGCCGUGGCGCCGUGCAAUCCUCUUGCGACAUGCGUCUAUUUGUACGCCCGUGAAAAAUGAUCGCAGGCCACCGGUUCGUGGAGGUGACGAAUGCACAAGCGUAUUGAUUUUCCUGCGAUGAUUGUUGGCUUCCACAAAACGGCGGACUACCCGAAUCGACGGUAGUGACCCUCACUUCCCCCGCCGCCCACGGCAAACGACAUGUCGUGUUCCAAGAUUUAGCAAGUUGUGAAUCCAUCUUGUGUAUAUGUGUUCAGAGUUUCUUGCAUAUUGAACUACUUACAGGGGCGUCCGCUAUUAACUAAGUUUUUCACUUCAGUGUCACUUGAAGCAUGUUUCGUAUUUUUCCAAACGAUGCAAAGUUAUUUGUUUCGCAUGUCUUGCCACGGCGAAGUGAACACAAAAUUUAUUGGAAAGGUGCACAAAAGGGUUGAGUAAUUGUUUGCCCUUAACUGUAUCUAUCGAACGUCCGAGUGGACAUGCUUCAAUAUAGAUUUCAGGAGAGUCACCGUACCUUUGUUAACAGACUCACUUUGAUUCUCAUUUUUGUCUUACAAUCACGUGAGCACUGAGCACGGUAACGUGUCACACCGACGUCCCUCAAGUUUCUAUUCAAUGCUCCAACCAGGGCCAAAAUAUUUCAAAAUGAGCAGACGUACCUGUAUUUGCCUGUCAAAAAAUAAUCCAGCGCUUUUUCUUAAUGUCUCAAUAACUUACGACUACCUAUAAACUAUAAGGUGCGACUUGGCUGGCAAACGCUACCAGACAGUGCACAAACCUCCGACGUAGGCAGUAAAGCGGGUGAGCAAGCGAUGCACGAACCAGUGUGAUUCUAUAUCAAACGUUGCCCACAUUCACAGAAAUAGGCGCUAGCACUUUAAGUGCAGUGCUUCUGCUGGUAUUCUAAAAUUUUAUUUAGAUCUUCUAGGUUUAGCAUUGUCGUCAAAGUUCUCUGAUGCCAUAUUUUCGGCAGGUACGGUAGACGUCAUCCAAUACCUGAGAAAAGCUGCCACAAAUGUGCUUACCUAAAGAACUUCAGGUGGUCAAAAUUAAUGCAGCGUCUCCGACUACGGUAUCUCUUAUAAUCAGAUCAUGGCUUUGGCGAAAAAAAUAAAAAUAAAAAAGACCUCAAUGAAUUGAAUUAAAGCCUCUCAUAGACUGUCAAGGCAUUUCAGAAACUCUAGGAACGCUGACACGAAACACGAUCCGGGCGGUGCACUUCUUAAGAUUCCGGCACCAGAUUCCUCUGACUUCAUAUAUUUUAACAGCGUCCACUCAAUGCUAUUUAAGUGUUUAUGAACCGAAAACGCUUAAAUGUAAUUCGCAAGUAAGCGCAGACUGAGAAAAGGAGAGCUUUGAGAACUUUUCAAGCAUAAAAGCUGCCAUAACAUGCGCAAGUACUCUAAAAAUCAAUAUGGCCCGCAAAUCUGAACAGAGGUGCGGUUUCGGCAACAAGAAAAAAAAAUCAGAUUUGAUUUCACUGCUCGUCAUUAGUCGCUCUCCACCACAUAAGUCCAAAUUGACCUUGUAAAGAAUGCUCUACCAGCCUAAACUAAUUUCAUGUUUAUCUAUAUUCAUUUUAAGUAUUUGGGAAAUCUCGCUCUUUUGCCUAUUGCCUUUGAAAGUGUGCAUUAGAGGCGUUUGGUAACAGCCAUGGAAAAGUGGGUGACGUUGGUGAUGUUAGCUCCAACAUGUUUCGGACGUGGCAAGCUAUGGCAACACUUCUUCGGCGCGAGCACCUGUAUAUUGGCGGCAAAUGCGUGACACGUUCGUUCCAUGUUAAACUUUGUCUGCUACAGUUGUUUCGCAAGGUGCAGUUGGCAGACAUCGACUCAAUGAUGGCUGUAGCAUAUGUGUUGCAUAGAGCUGUUUGAAGUAAAGUGAACGUAGUGUUCAGCUAAUAAAUAAUAAAAUGGGCCGCGUGUUUACUGGGUUCACCCAUUUUAUUGUCGUCUGUCUUCUCGAGGCCCAGUACUGUACGAACCAACCACUGCAUUCAUUCUCUGUACAAACGAAAAUAUAAGGAAACUGCGAAACUUGAUUGAAUAAAACAGUUUAUUU